AUGGAAGGAAGGAGGAGUGAGAGUGAAAAAGAAGGAAGGAAGAAGAAGAGAGAAAGUAGAGAAGAGGAAGAAGGAAACAAAAAGGAACGGCGUUCAGUUCCUUGGCUCGCUAGAAUCUCGGCGGCGUUACCUCCGACGACCUUGAUGAUGCCAUUCACGAUUAGGUAUUGGGAGGUGACGGAUCUACAAUUUUCUCUUUCUCAAGAUCGCUAUAUCGCUCAACUCAUCUAUGUUCUCUCAAUUUCUCGCUCAAUUCAUGUCUGCUCUCACGCUUUCCCUUAG
Molecule: messenger RNA, 282 nt
Organism: Prunus armeniaca (apricot)
Lineage: Eukaryota; Viridiplantae; Streptophyta; Magnoliopsida; Rosales; Rosaceae
Source: the annotation of a GenBank genome assembly